Messenger RNA from Teleopsis dalmanni, 2214 nucleotides. It is a transcript of the gene bib, whose product is annotated as neurogenic protein big brain. Gene Ontology annotation, biological process: transmembrane transport. The transcript is spliced from 5 exons. Lineage: Eukaryota; Metazoa; Arthropoda; Insecta; Diptera; Diopsidae. Gene Ontology annotation, molecular function: water channel activity. The record is from RefSeq and is a predicted model, not a curated record. Gene Ontology annotation, cellular component: plasma membrane. The coding region runs from base 39 to 2063 and encodes 674 amino acids.
GAAUUUUUUAAUCAAUAAAAGAAUUUAAAUCAAAUAACAUGGCUGACGAAAGUUUACACACAAUACCGUUGGAUAACAACAUUGACUUCCACAUCGUAACACUUUUCGAAAGACUCGAAGCGAUGCGUAAGGACUCCCAUGGCAAUGCCAUUAAUAAUCGUCUUUCGAGCACACUCCAGCCAAAACGCAGUAUGCAUGCCGAAUUAAGAACCUUGGAGUUUUGGAGAUCCAUCAUAAGUGAAUGCUUGGCUUCAUUUUUUUACGUCUUCAUCGUUUGCGGAGCGGCUGCUGGCGCCGGAGUGGGUGCCAGUGUUUCUUCAGUGCUAUUAGCAACGGCAUUGGCAUCUGGCUUGGCAAUGGCUACACUAACCCAAUGCUUCCUAUACAUAUCUGGUGCUCAUAUCAAUCCUGCAGUAACAUUAGCAUCUUGUGUUAUACGCGCUAUAUCUCCUAUACGAGCUGCAAUGUACAUCACCGCUCAGUGUGGUGGGGGUAUUGCAGGUGCAGCAUUUUUGUAUGGUGUUACUGUCCCGGGCUAUCAAGGCAAUUUACAGGCUGCGAUUUCGCAUAGCGCCUCCUUGGCUGCUUGGGAGCGUUUCGGUGUUGAGUUUAUAUUGACUUUUGUCGUUGUGUUGACGUACUUUGUCUCGACGGACGCAUUCAAGAAGUUCAUGGGCAAUUCAGCAAUUUCUAUUGGUGCAGCAUACAGCGCUUGCAGUUUUGUGUCGAUGCCGUACUUAAAUCCUGCUCGUUCUUUGGGACCUUCAUUUGUGCUCAAUAAAUGGGAUCACCAUUGGGUGUAUUGGUUUGGCCCACUUGUUGGUGGUAUUGCUUCCGGCAUAAUAUAUGAAUACAUUUUCAAUUCUCGUAGUAAUGGUCGCAAAACAAGUGUUGACAAUGAUUCCUCAUCCAUACAUUCUGAAGAUGAUCUUAACUAUGAUUUGGACAUGGAGAAACCUAACAUGCAUAACAAAUAUCAAGGUAGCUAUCCUCGUGGUCAACCUAAAGGCAAUACACCACAAGCAGGUACUACAAAUACUUUACCGGGCAGCGGCAACUAUUGUCAAAAUCUUUAUACUGCACCACCACCAUUAUCGAAAUUUGAUCAAAAUGAACCAUUAUACGGCGGUACACGUUCUAUGUACUGUCGCUCACCAACUCUCACUCGCACAAAUCUAAAUCGUUCACAAUCUGUCUAUGCCAAGAGCAAUACAGCUAUCAAUCGAGAAAUUGUUCCACGCCCAGGGCCUUUAGUACCAGCACAAAGCUUAUAUCCAAUGCGUGUAACACAAAAUCAAGCAGCACAAUCAUCACAUCUACAAAAUCAAAAUGUUCAAAAUCAAUUACAACAACGUUCUGAAAGUAUUUACGGCAUACGUGGCUCGAUCCGACAAAAUCAACAAAAUCAGCAACAGCAAGCACAACAUCCGCUACAACAACAACAACAAGCACAUCAAACACAAAUGCAACAUGCAACCCAAACUCAACAACAUCACAUGUCACCACAUCCACAACAAACUCAACAACAAACACAAACUGCACAAGAUGGUCAACAGGGUUUUCAACCAAUUUAUGGUACACGUCAUAAUCCCACACCACUAGAUGGUAAUCUUAAAUUUGAACGUCGUCCAGAAUCAGUUUAUGGCAUGACCGUACCACGUCAUCGCGGUCAAUCUGCACAAUCAGAUGAUAGUUCCUAUGGUUCAUAUCACGGUUCAGCUGUAACACCACCUGCACGCAACGCCAAUGGAGAACCAAUAUUAAUGUAUGCUCCACCACCACAACCGAGUCAUACACAAGUAUUGGCCAAUCAAGCCAUCCGUACACAAUCUGAGCGUAAAGUAACCGCACCGGUAGUUGCGUCUCAAACACCUACAGUUGGCUCUUGUGCAGUUACCUAUGCGACCAGUCAAGGUACUCCCACACAACAGGGUCAACAACAAACACAACCACAACAACAACAACAUAUUAUGGUACAGCAACAACAGCAGCAGCAGCAACAGCAACAACAACAGCAGCAAUCACACCAACAUUAUGCCAUGUUGCCAAUGCGACCAAACUGAAAAAGACUCUCUUGGGGUCCCAACACCACAACCACAACAACUUGAUUUCAAAAAUGUGUAAGAUAUAGUACAGAAAAUUUAUAAGUCAGGACACAUGAUGUAAGUAAUGAGAACAGUGAGACUUACAAAAAAGAGAAGAUGAAGAGAGAUA